This is a messenger RNA of Ipomoea nil (Japanese morning glory), 510 nucleotides long. RefSeq lists its product as uncharacterized. The transcript has a single exon. The coding region runs from base 1 to 510 and encodes 169 amino acids. Lineage: Eukaryota; Viridiplantae; Streptophyta; Magnoliopsida; Solanales; Convolvulaceae. The record is from RefSeq and is a predicted model, not a curated record.
AUGGGCAAUUACAUUUCUUGCACCAUGUUAGGGCCGAUUGGCGGGCGAGGUAGAUGCGCGACGGUGAUUCUCCCGGCGGGCGAGAUUCGACGCUUUUACGAACCGGUAAACGCAGCAGAGGUGAUGCUGGAGCACUGCCCCGGCCAUUUUCUCGUGAACACCAAGUCCCUGCACGACGGCCGGAGAUUUUGUCCGUUGGGUGCGGUGGAGGAGCUCGAGGUGGGCAACGCGUACGCCGCCUUCGCGAUGAAACGGGUGAGUUCCUUGGUGACGGCGGCGGAUAUGGGCGCGUUGUUCCUUGCGGCGGCGGCGAAAAACAGAAGGGCGGCGGGUCGAGGAAGUGCCAAGGUUUUGCCGGCUGAUUGCACGGAGGGCUUGGAUGAGGGUUUAGUGGGUAGCUUGCCGAAGUUGAAAUUGGAUGACAUUGAAGAUUUCUCGGCCCCGGAUUUGAAGCGCAGGCUUUCAAUGUGCAGAUCGAAGAAGCCUUUGUUGGAGACUAUUGCUGAAUGA